AUGGAAAUAUUACCCAAUGAAAUUCUUCUUCAUAUAUUUUCUUAUCUUGAAUGGUUCGAUAUGUUAACAUCUUUCUGGUCAUUAAAUAUUCGCUUCAAUUCUCUUGUAUGUUCAAUUUUUUCGAUAAAUGACAAUAGAUUGAACAGUGGUCUGCUUAUUACGCAUGGUUUAUCUUAUAAUAAAUGUUGUUCAAUAUUAUUUCCAUUGAUUUUAAAUUCAUCACCUCUUUCUUCUUCUAUUCAACGUAUUCAUUUUGAUGGAUCAAAUUCAAUUGCUUCUGAUCUUUGUUAUGAAUGGUUAUUUAAUGAUAAAAAAUUACUUCAUUUUCCAAAUCUUAAAUCACUUGUUCUUGGUCAAUGUGGAUCAAUUAAACCAAUAGUUCAAAGUUUAUCUUAUCUUGUUCAACAUCAAUUAGAUGAACUUACAUUAACAUUUAAUAAGCAUAUACCAAAACUACGAUGUUUUACUUUAAAAACUUUCAUUAACAAUGAUUCGAAUAUUAUUUAUUUGAAAUGGCUUCUUAAUAAUAUAAACUAUGUUGAGAAACUUCAACUUCAACUUAGAAGUGAUAAACUAAUUGAAACAAGCCGUCAAAAUAUAUUAAAAUCUUUUAUUGAUGCAAGUUUUAUUCGCCAAUAUUGUUUACCUGAUACAAUAUCAAAUUUAAUUUAUUUUGAUUUUUAUAUUUGUUCAGAAUGUCAAUUAUCAUUUAAUGAUGUAGAAAAAAUAACAAAUUCAUUUAAAAUUCAUUCUUUUUUUAUCGAUCAUCAAUGGACAAAUAUUAAAUGUUUAUUUGAUCCAAUAAUGUCGUCUCAACAUCUUUUCUCUUCUUUCAAUAAUACAUCUCAAAUUUCCGAUAAUUUUAUUGAUUAUUCAUAUAUUUUUAAUUGGCCCCGUACUGGUGACAUUUGGUUUAAAAUGUAUCCAUCACUUUAUUUUUUUCUCGAACAAUUCACUGAAUUAUCACCUAAUAUUUCUUGUGUCAAAAUACCUGACGAUCUAAGAAUGAACGCAUUAAAUACUGUUCGAUAUGCUGAAUUUCGUCUUCCGAGUUGUCAUAUAGGUAGAAGCGACGUAAUACAUAUUGGCAAACACCUUGUGCCUUUUCUUAGCACAUAUAUGCCUCAUUUACAAACAUUACGUCUUUGGCGAUCAGAUGAUUUUCCUUGGACAACUAAUCAACAUGUAGCCGUCUUUGAACAAGAUCUUUGUCAACUGACCGGAAAAUUAAAGGACUUUAUCUUUCUCGAUAUUUAUGGCGAAAUUCAUUAUGAAAAAGUUGAACCUUACCGGUCGAUGGUUCAAGCUCGCUUUCCUGAUAGUCGAAUAGAUGUUGAAAUAUCAAGAUUUCGUUUGUGGCGUUAA
Rotaria sordida is the source of this 1365-nucleotide messenger RNA. The record is from the annotation of a GenBank genome assembly. NCBI's taxonomy places the organism in Eukaryota, Metazoa, Rotifera, Eurotatoria, Philodinida, Philodinidae.